CCCACGAUUUGUUAUUAUUAACAGAAGAAGCUGAAAGAUCUAAUUUUUGCGUGGGCUUUGAGAAUCAUCAAGCUUCAGUCUCCAGUUUGAAAAAAAAUGAGCUCUGAAAUUGCGUUGAAGGACAAUGCGAGAUUGCGAAGGGCUGCAUUCAGAAAGAGAGAAAGAACUCUUAAGAAGAACGCACGAGAACUGUCUGCUUUAUGCGGCACCCCCACGCUGCUGAUAUUGUUCGGGCCCGAGGAAGAAAUCAUUACAUGGCCUGAAAAACUGGGCGAAACCAAAGAUAUAAUCAAGAAAUACCAGGAACUUAGUCGACAUGCGAGUAACAAGCAUAACUUCACGUUAUCCGACUACCUUCAGCGACGAAAGAUGAAGGAUCACGAAAGAACAACUACAAGGGUCGAUGAUAUUACCUCGUCUGAAGAAGCGAAGGAGGCGAUAAGAUCAAUUGAUUCCACAUUGAAGGAAGUCGAAAAGAGGAUGGAUUUCUUAUCUCUCGAUAAAAAUUUGGAAAAUGUCGCGAUUGAAGAAGAGGAAAUAGAGCCAAAUUUUGAAUUUGGUUCGGUACUAACUCAUAAUAGUGAUGAGGAUGGAGAUGAUACUAUGGAGGAGUUUGCUUCAACUUCGACCGGAGAGAAUAGGAAACAAGUUACUUCAACUUCUGCGGAAGAAAAUAUGAAGAAAAUUACUUCAAGAGAAGAGAAAGGGAUGGAAAUUACUUCGACUUCGACGAAAGAGAGAAUGCAGACUGUUAGACUGUUUGGAAAGGAAAUAACAGUGAAUAGCAAAAUUUGAACUUUUUUCUUUCUUUUUUCCCUUUUUUUUUGCAUUGACAAGGAGGGCCAAAAAUUUUGUAACCAAGUAGAUGUAUCAUUCAUAAAGUCAAAUUAUUUUUUCUGCUAAAUUUUGG
This is a messenger RNA of Asparagus officinalis (garden asparagus), 910 nucleotides long. RefSeq names its product agamous-like MADS-box protein AGL81. The transcript is spliced from 2 exons. The record is from RefSeq and is a predicted model, not a curated record. Bases 97 to 795 code for a protein of 232 amino acids. NCBI's taxonomy places the organism in Eukaryota, Viridiplantae, Streptophyta, Magnoliopsida, Asparagales, Asparagaceae. Gene Ontology annotation, molecular function: protein dimerization activity; DNA binding.